Chaetomium strumarium is the source of this 1487-nucleotide messenger RNA. RefSeq names its product Ribokinase-like protein. Gene Ontology annotation, cellular component: cytosol. The transcript is spliced from 5 exons. The record is from RefSeq and is a predicted model, not a curated record. Gene Ontology annotation, molecular function: pyridoxal kinase activity. Gene Ontology annotation, biological process: pyridoxal 5'-phosphate salvage. NCBI's taxonomy places the organism in Eukaryota, Fungi, Ascomycota, Sordariomycetes, Sordariales, Chaetomiaceae. Bases 147 to 1226 code for a protein of 359 amino acids.
UACUCUAUCCCUGAGCAUUUUUGUUCAUUCUCCAAGUUUUGAAUAUCCUUAAAAUUGGUAGACUAAGCUCUCGACAUCGCUCCUGACUACAUUUGACUUUCACCCCUACGUUUUCCGCCGCGGCCCGCCGCCUUCGUCAGUCAACUAUGAGUGAUAGCUCUCCGGUCCCUGAAACCCGCGUAUUAGCGGUCGCCAGUCAUGUGGUCUCUGGAUAUGUCGGGAACAAAAUAGCGGUCUUCAGCAUGCAGUCGCUAGGUUGCGACGUAGCAGCGCUGAACACCGUACAAUUCAGUAAUCAUACAGGAUACAGACAGUGGACAGGUUCGAGAGUCUCGGCGCAAGAGAUCACAGAGCUGUACCAGGGUCUGAAGCAGUCAUAUCUCGACGACUUCGACAUGAUGCUGUCAGGGUAUGUCCCCGGCGCUCCGGCACUCGAAGCGGUCGGGCAGAUAGCGCAGGAGCUCAAGCGCAAGGCAAAGCCAAAGCCGGGAAGCUUCUUCUGGGUCUUGGAUCCGGUCAUGGGUGACAAUGGCAAGCUCUAUGUGGCGCCCGAUGUAGUGCCAGUGUACAAGAGCCUCGUUCACCACGCAGAUCUAGUCCUGCCAAACCAGUUCGAAGCCGAACUCCUCUCCGAUGUAGAAAUAACCGACAUGCCCUCGAUCGCCCGGGCCAUACAGGUCAUGCAUGAGCGUUACGGCAUCCCGCACAUCAUCAUCACGUCGGUCUCGCUGCCGCAUCCGGACCACCCGGUUUCGUCGCUCUCGGUCGUGGGCUCGUCCAUGACGUCGGACCGCCGCGCGCGCGCCUUCAAGAUCGUCUUCCCCGCCAUUGACUGCUACUUCUGCGGGACCGGCGACAUGUUUGCCGCGCUGAUGGUUGUGCGCAUGCGCGAGGCUGUCCACAACGACUCGGGGGAGGGGCUGCUGACGAACAGGGAAUCGUGGUUGAGUGAUGACAGUGUCGACGCGCUGGACCUGCCGCUGGCGAGGGCCGCGGAGAAGGUGCUUGCUAGCAUGCACGAGGUGCUGACCAAGACCGCCGAGACUAUGGAGCGGACAGUGAAGAAGGCGGCGGCGGAGCUGGCGGCGGGAGCGGACGGGGCGGGGCCCGAGGCGGAAGAGAAGAAGCUGCACCUGUUGAAGAGCAAGGCAGCCGAGUUGAGACUGGUCAGGCAUCUGGACAGUCUGAGGUUUCCCAAGGUGGAGUUUCGUGCGACGAAGCUUUGAAGGGAACAGCAUAGCUGGACGGUGGGUUCGAGUUGGAUGCAUGUGCAUGUGGCGGCCCGCAUGAUAGAGAGCGAUAGACCGUGGGUUCUGGCAAUAAUACUGCCGAUUGCAUUGUUUCUAAGCUCCAGGCUGACCUGGCGCUCUUGAUGUUCCAUUUGUCAACUGGAUUUUCUCUUAUCCCAACGUCCUGUCCGAGUCCAAACCACCCGGAAGAAAUGCUAAUCAGGUUCAGUUGGUGCCAGCGCUCCCAAAGCCGCCCGU